CGUCUCCCCCUCGUUUAUUUGGCGUUCAAGCCAUCCCAGUACAGUUUUCAUGGCGAUCAAAAGUACUAUGUCGCUCUCCUUUUCUCUCAAGAAGCACGCAUUCUCUCGUUUUGCCCUCGCUGAAAAAUUUCGUCAUGAUUCUGACUACACGUCUUCCUCCGUUGCUGAAUCUGAUAAAGCACUUGUUCCUGGAAUUCACCAUAAUGCUUCAUACUUGACAGAUCAACAUAAAACUCCAAACAUAACAUCGGAUGUUCCACAGGCUCUUCAAAGUUUGGAAGAUCUAGCAAUGGAAGAAGAAAAUAGUUUCAAAAAUGAUGAAGCAGCAGCUACUGCCUACUGGUUACAGAGAAGUUGAGGAUACGGAAGUAAAAUUUGAAAGGGAUGAAGUUGAACCCAAGACUAUUCCUCUACCUGGAACUGGACAGAAAAUAUAUGAAAUUGAUCCACUUUUGCAACCUCACCGUGAGCAUCUUGAUUUCC
Messenger RNA from Prosopis cineraria, 483 nucleotides. Its product is annotated as 1,4-alpha-glucan-branching enzyme 1, chloroplastic/amyloplastic-like. The coding region runs from base 50 to 358 and encodes 102 amino acids. The record is from RefSeq and is a predicted model, not a curated record. The transcript has 4 exons. Lineage: Eukaryota; Viridiplantae; Streptophyta; Magnoliopsida; Fabales; Fabaceae.